Suillus clintonianus is the source of this 2964-nucleotide messenger RNA. RefSeq lists its product as uncharacterized. The coding region runs from base 1 to 2964 and encodes 987 amino acids. The record is from RefSeq and is a predicted model, not a curated record. NCBI's taxonomy places the organism in Eukaryota, Fungi, Basidiomycota, Agaricomycetes, Boletales, Suillaceae. The transcript has 9 exons.
AUGAGGCGAACGGAGGCAGAAAAAAAGGACAUGAGGCGAACGGAGCAGGAAAAAGGGAUGGGAGGAAAAAGAGCGAAGAAAGGAGAAACCAACGCAGACGCAGGCGGAUCAAACCUGCAUCUGCACUUAGAUACGAGGCCGAUUGAGGCGAUUACGCCCCAGAACGAUGUGGGGAAGGCUACUCAGAAGCUGGAUACACAAGUUGGAAAAUGCAAGGCUGGCGUUGCAUGGAUCGACUUACUGAAGAUGGCCAAGCGUUUAAAGUUCGGCGUUUAUAACGACCGAGCAGAGAACGAGGUCGAACGGAACAAGCUGAUAGUGUCGUUCCAGCAAUCUGGGAUUGUGUCUAUGAAAGAGACAUCAGCGAUUCCGAUAAUCAUUGACAUGAAGCGUUUGAAAACAGGACUUACGCUCUCCGCAGAUUUCAGUGAGCCAGACACGGUGCGAGAACUGGAGAUCUUAGACCAAGACAAGAUCAUCGUUGCGUCAGGCCAGCAUCGUCUGGCGGCGUUAAAGAAGUAUCACCAUAUGUUAAAGGACGAGUACGCGUCGCUGGAGAAGAAGCGCGACAAGAUCUCUGGGCUGACGAACGUAUCAGUUGAGCACGUUACCCAAUGGGACGACUUACGCGAGCAGAUGGGCGUGCUCCUUGGGAAGAUGGAGAAUAUUGGGAAGUGGGGCGUCGUGGUCUACAAUCAAUCUCUGCUAUUAGCAAAAGGAGAUACACUCGCAGCGCACCUUAGUCGCAACAAUUCGUUGCAUGAAUAUAAAGAGACGGAGGAGGAGGUCCUCAUCACGAUCUUCAAGAAGGUGUUAGGACGAUACAAGGACAAGGUGGACGAUGGGAGUCCAGAGGAAAAGGCGUUAGAAUGUCUUACCGAGUUGAGGAAAGAGCAGGAGAAGAACACCCGUUUGCAAAGGGUGCUUUCGAACGAUCCGCUCUGCCUGCUUCUUUCGACGGAGCUUCUGCCGUUGGGCCCCCACUUCCGUCACCGUCGGGAGUACUCUGUGACUUGGCUGUCGAAGUCGCUUGAUGUGUGCGUUGGGCUGUAUGUUGCGUGGAUACACACGCAAUGCUCACUUCUGAGGAAGCUGACGUCGGAGGAACCGUUCCCCGACUUCAAGACGAUUGAAGAACUCCUGGACGAUGUCGAACAUAACGUCGCAGGAGCUGCUGCAAAGGUAAAGGAAUUGCGUGAGCAGAUCGCUGGGUACACACCAGAACAAGAGGGCGACAUUACCAUCUGGGCCGAAUGGAUCGGGACGUUCGACAUUGCUGCGAGACAGGCGUUCCGCGACUUGUCGAAAGGGGUCGGGGUCAUGACGUCCGAGUACAUCGUGUCCUUGAGCACGUACAGGGAGACGUUGAUAGGUCACCUGCGAAGGAAGUGGCGUGUGGGAUCCACGAGUCGAGGCAGCGAGAACAAGAUUGUCAAGCACCUCGACAUGAUCGUGGCCCGCCUGCUGUUAGUAUUAACGCCAGACGCUAGUGCGAACCACGCACCUGAACCGCUCCUUGGAGGGAUGAUGUUGGACUACGCGUGGACGUACUUGACCACGGUGAAGACUGGGAUAGCGGAGAUCUGCCGUUGGUUCGAGGCGUUGCUGGAUUCGUGGAAGGUCCUGCACGUCAAGACACACACCAUGGACGACUGGUCCACGGUGAUGUUGAACAACGUCAAGAACGACGCGCGUUUCGAGGGAGUGGACUUGCGUUACGAGAUCACUAACAUCAUUUGGACGUACCGGACGUCGUUAGUGAUGCGUCUCAACAACACGAUGACGAGAUUAAAUCGCCAGAUGCAACCUCGGCCGAAGGAUCGAAAAGAGUUCGAUGCGCUGUACGAUGCGCUGCCUGCCAUCGACAAGAUCACGAGCUCGGGGCUUACAGAUUUGAUCGGAGAGAGGCGGAAAGGUCCUGCCCCGAGGACGAGGAGCAUGUCGACCGAGCCUCAAAGACUGCCGGGCAUGAUGGCCCUUCACGUUACCUCGUGGGAUUGGCAGCAUCCCUCGCUGAAAAACAGCGUGAGGGACAUCGCGCCAGUGGUCCACGCGAUCACGUUAGAGCGUCUCUACUCUGAGAGAUAUCGCCCUGAGUUGUUGAGAGAUGGUACCAUCGCUGCGCUGAGGAGGAUGUUAGAGAUGUGUCUGGCUGACAAGGCGAUAAAGCAGCAGACCUGGGUAAACAUGAAACUCAUCACUGAGAAGCGAUGGAAAUGGUGGGACGGCAUCAUCCUCGACGAAAGCCAAGAAGACCCGACGAAAGUCACUAGAGGGAUCCACGAGUCCUUCGCGAAAAACGCUGAGCAAACACAGGCGAAGCUUGCCUUGGAGACGAUGGACAGGGAGGCGAUUACAAAAGCCGUCUCCUAUAUCUCGAACAUGGCGUGUGCGAAAGCAGGAGAAAGCUCGCACAGCAAGUUGUCGGCUGAUGUAGCGAGGCCAUUAGCCUUGCUAGUUGCGGGCCUUGAAUUGAACAGUGCAAGACUUCGCCUGCGUCAUCUCGCUCGUAACAACGAGGCGUUCUUCAAUUCCGACGGCGAUGUUGAAGAUCUCAAAAUAGAGCUCGUCGAGGGAGUCGAGGAUGACAAUACCUUGGGCUUCUCUGCUGAGUCGGCCCCACCUGACAACCCAGACCAGGCAAUGACAAUUGCCCCGUCCAAGAUCUUGGUCAAGGGAACUGCAAAGGGUAAAGCAAAGGGCAAGGGAAAACAGAAGGCCGUCGCGCCUUCAUCUGACGAUGACCCCAUCAGCCCCCCCUACGAGCCCUCGCUGCCCGAGUCUGACAACAUCGUCACGUCCCCUGAGCCACCUACCAAGCAGCCUACCAAGCAGCCUAAACAUAGGUCCGGUCAGUUAUACCCCCAUAACUUGCGCGACUACGCGACUGCGCGACAAUUUUAUAGGGGGGCAUGCACGACAAUUAUGUCUGACCAUGCGCGACUGCGCGACAAUUAUGUCUGA